Messenger RNA from Vespula pensylvanica (western yellowjacket), 2301 nucleotides. Its product is annotated as F-box only protein 21-like. Lineage: Eukaryota; Metazoa; Arthropoda; Insecta; Hymenoptera; Vespidae. Gene Ontology annotation, molecular function: DNA binding; protein binding. The record is from RefSeq and is a predicted model, not a curated record. Bases 376 to 2199 code for a protein of 607 amino acids. The transcript is spliced from 9 exons.
UGCAAAUCACAAAAAAAACAUUCACAAUGUUUUUGUAUGAUAUGACUCAAGGUCAUUCUUUGUUCAAAUUGAAACAUGUAAAAUUAUAAGAAAUUAAAAGUAGAACUUCUUAAAUAUGGCCAAUAAUGUGAUCCUCUUCUUGAUCGUUUGAUGAUGAUCUAUGGAUAUUCGUUUGGUCUAAUAAGCUUCUUAGAACUAUUUCGAACUAGUAACAUUUGGUAUUUGAGUCGCUAGAAAAUGUUUACUCUUCUAUGUGUAGAUUUAUUUUAUUUCAUCAGUCUACGUCAUUUAAAAUCAGUGCAGUGGACUAAAUAAAUGGGCAUUGAAUUGUUGCGGUUUUUUAUUAAUUCAUUAUCUUAAGAUACAAUACGAAAAAUGGCUACAGAUGUCAUAACACUUAUACCAGGAGAGAUUAUCGAAUGUAUUUUAGAAAAUCCGAAUAUUACAUUUCUAGAUAUUAUUAGAUUCUCGAUGUCAUGCAAGCAUUUAUAUCGAACUGUCAAAAGUAACAAUAAAUUGUGGAAAGUCAAAUACUUUCAAAGAUGGCCUCUUUUGAAGGAAUAUUACGAAGAAAAUAAUGAGUUAAAAGUAUUUAACUGGUUAAAUGAAAUACAAAUCAGCAUUGAAAUAAGGCGUAAUUUAAUGCAUCAGUUGUCUCUAAUGUCCAGCAAACAUUACAAAAGGGAAGAAUUGUCUAUUUCCGAAUUAAAAUAUUUAGAUCCACUUUUCCGUCCAGAACAAGGCGCCCAUCAAUUAAGUUAUUAUUUUCUUGUUGAUGAACUCAUCAAUCUGAUCAACCGUCCUGUUAUAAAUACUAACUUAACGUAUAGAUAUUAUGCCUUUAUAGUCCUUCGAUAUUUAAGACAGAAUUAUUUAACGGAAGAAUGGCAAAGAUUUAUUCAUUUUCCACCAAACAAACAAAUUUUAGAAAAAGGUGCAACUAUAGUAGCGCAAUGGAGUCAACCAGAACGACAUAUUUCUUAUUCUUAUAUUUCUUCAUUACUUGAUGACAUAGCUAAUCAAACAAAAAAUUUAUUAUAUGAAAGACAUCCUACGCAUUCUAUAUUUUCAUUACCCGCAGAAGAAUUAUUAACUUGGAAAAAUAGAAAUAUUGAUGAUAAUCAAUGGAGUACUUUAGAAACAAGGCAGAUCAUGGAAGUACUAUGCGAAGUACUGUUCCAAAAAUUAGGUUUCUAUGGAAAUAGCGAAAUGUAUUAUUCAUCAGAAAAUUCAUUCAUCGACAGGGUUUUGGAACGUAAACAUGGAAUUCCAAUGACGUUAGCAAUUAUAUUUGAAAGUGUCGCAAGACGACUUGGAGUACGAUGCGAGCCUGUUAGUUUUCCAUCACAUUUCUUAUUACGAUGGAAAGAAAAAUAUAAUGUUCCAGAUCCAGAAAAUAUAGAAAGUUUUUAUAUCGACGUGCUUAAUGGCGGUCAAUUUUUAACUAAAAAAAAUUGUCCUAGAAUUGGUGGAAUUUCUAGAUGUCCAAUAGCAAAGUACAAUGUACAUAAUCCUGCAACUGCUGUAGAGGUUGUAACAAGAAUGGCAUAUAAUCUAGAUAUAGCAGCAAGACAACACAUCCAUUUAAAUGGUAGAACAACACGCAUACGUUCUGCUUUAGAAUUGAAUUACAUGAUGCAACCUCACGACACAACUACUAUUCUACACUUGGGUCGCUUUUAUAUGCUUCAUCAGAUGGAUGUAUCAGAAUUAGUGAUAAUGUUGCAGAAUGUGCAAAAGGAUUUAGAAACUAGGGAAGAAGUAUCUUUAAUUCAACCAAUGUUGCAUAUGUUUCAGAAGUCUCAUAGAUCUGAAGAAGAGAUACAACCGAAACGAAGAACGUCAAAAGUAAAAUAUGCCGUUGGUUUAAUAAUGACGCAUAAAGUGGACGAUAAUUUAUGCGUAAUAACAGGAUGGAAUACGUCUUGUCAACCUCCUGUCAAUUGGCAUCAAAUAGAAGAUAGUGAAAAUUUAGAUCAACCAUUCUAUAAUGCUUUUGUUGAUGAUGGAUCAUCUCGUUAUGUACCUCAAGAAUAUUUAUUAUUAUCAACAAGACCAAGAAUGGUAAAUCAUUAUCAAAUUGGACAUUAUUUUCGUUGUUUUAAAGAAACACAUUAUGUGCCAAACGAAGAAACUUCUAAAGAAUAUCCGGAAGAUAAAGAAGCACUUGAAAAUAUACUAAAAACUUACCUCAAUUAAUUUGUUGUAUUAGCUAAUUAAUAUGCUGUACUGUCUGUGGUACUAUUAACAACAUAAUUAUGUAUCUAAUUAAUUUAGUACAUAAAUAUGUUUGUUUCUUUA